AUGUCGAUAUCCAUCGCACCAGUUUGCCGCCUUCCACCGCUCGCCGCUCGUCAGAGCGAUGCGUGCACACAGCAAAGACUGCGCUUGCGCGCCGCUCGUGCAGUAACCUCUCGUCACGUUUCCUGCUCUGCGUCGCAAAUCCGUUUAGGAAAUUUCGCCGGCGGUGCUGCCUCGCCGAACGGACUCCGUCAACGGGACGGCCAUCCAGCCGUCCAACGGGAUGACGUCAUUGGCCAAGCAUCGAGUAGCAGCAACGUUCUUACACUAGAAGGGGCCAAAGCCAGCGACGUUAAAUCCAGCGCCAUUGAUCCUAGCACGCAGCCCGCGAAACCCACGGCAGGCGUGGCGACGGUUCGAGAGGCAGCAGCACAGGAGUUGCCGGGUCAGAAGGAGGGCGCGGACGAAGGGAAGACUGUUCGAAUUUUUUCGCGAAAGGGGGAGGACGAAGAAGAAACGGUCAGGGAGGCGGGAGGAGCGAGGGUGCAGGAAGGGGAGACGAAAUUGGUGGAUGUGGUAACCCUAGGUAACCUGUGCGUGGAUGUUCUUGUGGCUGUGGACGAAUUACCGCCGUCCGAUCGGCGCGGCAAGUGGGAAUUUUUGCAGCGAGUCAAAGCGAACCCGCCUAAUGAGUCGUGCUGGGAGGCGGGCGGCAAUCUCAACUUCGGCAUAGCGGCGGCGCGCCUGGGGCUGCGCUGCACGGCGUUCGGCCACGUGGCGGGCGACGCGUUUGGCGCAUUCCUCGCGCGCGUCAUGGCGGACGAGCGCGUCGCGCUGCUCCCGCUCGCGGACCACGUGGAUGGGCCGCUGGGGGAUGGGCCGUGGGAGGGCGCGGAGGGGGAGAAAGAGGGGGAGGGGGAAGGGGAUGUGGUGGAGAGGAGUGAAGGGCGGUAUGACGGGGAAACGCUGGCGUGCUGGGUGUUUCUGGAUAAGAACGGGCGCCAUGCCUUCGCCAGCCGCUUUGAUUUCAACAAGAACCCGGCCUUCAGUCGCGUUCAAGCCAUACCCCCUGCGUUCGCUCACCUCAUCGCCCAUUCCCGCGCCCUCUUUAUUAAUGGAUUUGCUUUCGACGAGUUCCCGCCCUCCGCCAUCCAGUCUGCCGCCCAGUACGCACAACGGGCGGGCGUGCUUGUCUUUUUCGACCCUGGCCCUCGCACUGGCUCGCUCUUCCGGUCAGUCGGGCAUUCUAAGGAGGUUUUUGAUUGGCUGCUGAUGAACUGCGACGUUCUUCUGCUCACGUCUGAAGAGGCGGAGGUGGUGACUCAGGAGCAGGAUCCCAACGCAUCAGCUGUGCAGCUGCUAGAGCGUAAGGCCAGGGCCAGGGCUGCUGCCAGCACUGCUGCCGCUGGGGGCUUUGGGCUGAAUGCAGACUCAGAGGCGCGAGAGGAGGGAGGUGCAGUGGACGGCCGGGCAUGGAAUCACCACCACCAACAACAGCAGCAGCAGCAGGAGGAGCAGGAGGAGCAGCAGCAGCAGCAGCAGCAGCAGCAGCAGCAGCAGCAGCAGCAGCAGCAGCAGCAGCAGCAGCAGCAGCAACAGCAACAGCAGGGGGAGGGAGUGGAGGAAGGAGAGGAGGAAGGAGGAGAGGAGGAGGAGGAGGAGCAGCCACAGUGGGUUGCGGUGAAGAAGGGGCCGAAUGGGUGUGUGCUGGCCACUGCAGCACAAGGCGUGUUCAGCCUCCCUGGCUUCAAGGUGGAUGUAGCGGACACAGUGGGGUGUGGGGACAGCUUUGCAGCAGCGGUGGCCAUGGGUCUGCUGAGCGACGAAGGGCCCUCCACCACACUCGCCCUCGCCAAUGCCGUCGGUGCUGCCACCGCCAUGGGCAGCGGGGCAGGCCGAAACGUUGCACGAGCUGCCCAGGUGGCGGAGAUUCUUCUCGGGUUGCAGGCCAAGGAGGAGGGAUGGCAUGGCGCGGAGGAGGACUGGGAUGCUGACGUGUGGCUUGAGGACAAGGGAAAGCGGUUCCGAGUGGGACACGUGGCAGUGCACGGUGCGUCCACGUGUCCGUCUGGCACCCCGCUGCUGCAGGCGGUCCGCAAUGCCGAGAGUCUUUUGCACCGCUCACUGCUGCAGGCACAGAUGGACGGCAGAAGCGUGGAUGGCGAGGGGGAGGCGAGCGGGGAGGAAGGAGCGUGA
Molecule: messenger RNA, 2133 nt
Organism: Closterium sp. NIES-65
Lineage: Eukaryota; Viridiplantae; Streptophyta; Zygnematophyceae; Desmidiales; Closteriaceae
Source: the annotation of a GenBank genome assembly